Messenger RNA from Lacerta agilis (Sand lizard), 315 nucleotides. RefSeq names its product transcription factor IIIB 90 kDa subunit-like. Gene Ontology annotation, biological process: transcription preinitiation complex assembly; DNA-templated transcription initiation; transcription by RNA polymerase III. Bases 16 to 315 code for a protein of 99 amino acids. Gene Ontology annotation, molecular function: RNA polymerase III type 3 promoter sequence-specific DNA binding; RNA polymerase III general transcription initiation factor activity. The record is from RefSeq and is a predicted model, not a curated record. Gene Ontology annotation, cellular component: transcription factor TFIIIB complex; nucleus; transcription preinitiation complex. The transcript has a single exon. Lineage: Eukaryota; Metazoa; Chordata; Lepidosauria; Squamata; Lacertidae.
CUCUCGCGCCCAAAGAUGCCGGGCGGCAGCGGGCAGGUGUGCGCUGUGUGCGGCAGCUCGGAGAUCGAGGUGGACUCGGCCCGCGGAGAUGCGGUUUGCACGGGCUGUGGCUCCAUCCUCGAGGACAACAUCAUCGUCUCCAAGGUGCAGUUUGUGGAGAACAGCGGAGGAGGGUCGUCGGCCAUUGGGCAGUACGUCUCCCUCGACGCGGCAGGAAAAACACAAACAGCUGGAGGAUUUCAUGUCAACUUGGGAAAGGAAUCGCUGGCACAGACUCUCCAAAAUGGAAAACGGCAGAUCCAUCCAUCAAAAUAG